UCAAUUCUGUUUCGAGAACCCUUUGAGGUAAUUUAAGCUUUUCUUCUUAUACAUUUUCACCAUUGUGAAGUGUCUUCUUUGAUAUUUUGAAUUCUCUGUCUUAUAUUGCAUUUUACUCUGUUAAUUUUUUAACAGAGUUAUAAAGAAUAAAGAAACUUUCAUCUUUUUGUUUUUUACUUUUACUUGACAUUUUACUCUGUUUCAGCAGAACCAGAUCGGAGAUGGAAAACGACGAUAUCACCGUGGCGGAGAUGAAGCCAAAGAAGCGUGCUGGACGGAGGAUUUUCAAGGAGACACGUCACCCAAUCUACAGAGGCGUGCGGCGUAGGGACGGCGACAAAUGGGUAUGCGAAGUCCGUGAACCGAUUCAUCAGCGUCGAGUCUGGCUCGGAACUUAUCCGACGGCAGAUAUGGCCGCACGUGCUCACGACGUGGCGGUUCUUGCUCUGCGCGGGAGAUCCGCGUGUUUGAAUUUCUCCGAUUCUGCUUGGAGGUUGCCGGUGCCGGCAUCCACUGAUCCGGACACGAUCAGGCGCACGGCGGCCGAAGCAGCGGAGAUGUUCAGGCCGCCGGAGUUUAGUACAGGAAUUACGGUUUUACCCUCAGCCAGUGAGUUUGACACGUCGGAUGAAGGAGUCGCUGGAAUGAUGAUGAGGCUCGCGGAGGAGCCGUUGAUGUCGCCGCCAAGAUCGUACAUUGAUAUGAAUACGAGUGUGUACGUGGACGAAGAAAUGUGUUACGAAGAUUUGUCACUUUGGAGUUACUAAAAUACGUAUGUGUUAAAAAACCAAAGAUCGUAUGUGUAUGUAUGCAUAAUAAAUGGGCUUAAUGAUGGGCAUAGAUAUGAUAGGUCCAGCCUAUAUGUUAAAUGUGUUUUAUUUUUUGGUUUAUCUAGUUUCCUAGGUAUUUACCAAAUUGUAUUAGUAUAAGUUUUAUUAAGAAAUAAUCAAAAAUGUUGUUGCCAUUUGAGACAAUC
Messenger RNA from Arabidopsis thaliana (thale cress), 976 nucleotides. RefSeq names its product Integrase-type DNA-binding superfamily protein (gene ddf2). Gene Ontology annotation, cellular component: nucleus. Gene Ontology annotation, biological process: regulation of DNA-templated transcription. Gene Ontology annotation, molecular function: DNA-binding transcription factor activity; DNA binding. The transcript has a single exon. The record is from RefSeq and is marked reviewed. Lineage: Eukaryota; Viridiplantae; Streptophyta; Magnoliopsida; Brassicales; Brassicaceae. The coding region runs from base 222 to 767 and encodes 181 amino acids.